GCUAAAUUCGCCCCUAGCCAGAUUUAUCUAGGGAGGGGUGGGUAUAAUCCCCCCCCAUGGCUCGGCUCUUCGGGGGGAUGAGCGCGGCGUGAAACCGCCUCGAGCGGGGCACCGGCUGGCGGAGCACCAUGGCGGCAUUGGCCAGCUCCUUGAUCCGGCAGAAACGGGAGAUCCGGGAACCCGUCGCCAGCCGCCCCGUGGCCGCACAGAGAAAGGUCUGUCCCCGCGGCACCAAAUCCCUCUGUCAGAAGCAGCUGCUCAUUUUAAUCUCCAAAGUCCGGCUCUGCGGUGGGCGGAAAGGCCGGCUGGAAAAAACACCCGAACCGCAGCUGAAGGGCAUCGUGACCAAGCUCCUCUGCAGACACGGUUUCUACCUCCGGAUGCACCCAGAUGGGAGCAUCGACGGGACAAAAGAAGACACCAACAGCUUCACUCUCUUUAACCUGAUCCCCGUGGGACUGCGCGUGGUUGCCAUCCAGGGUACCAAGUCGGGGCAGUAUAUCGCCAUGAAUGCAGAGGGCUACCUCUAUACCUCCGCUCACUUCACCGCCGAGUGCCGGUUUAAGGAGUGCGUCUUCGAGAAUUACUACGUCAUGUACUCCUCCACCCUGUACCGCCAGCGCGAAUCCGGCCGCUCCUGGUACCUGGGCAUCAACAAAGAAGGCCAGCCCAUGAAGGGAAACCGAGUCAAGAAGACCAAAGCCGCCGCCCAUUUCCUGCCCAAGCUAUUGGAAGUGGCCAUGUACCGCGAGCCGUCACUCCAUAACGUGGUGGACCCCUCGGCGCCCCAGAAGUCAGAUGAGGCCGGGGCCCCCAGCAAAGAGACAGCCAAGCCCCGCAAGGCGACGUAACCCCAAGGCCGGGGAGGGGCGUCGGCACCACUCCAGCAAUGCCCCUCCCACGCACGUUCCCGCUCUGCCCCCUUCUGCUCAGGAUGCCUGCCUACCUACAUUCAACCUCUGGACCUCAGAAAAAAAUGCCAUCGAGGGUGUAAUACCCUUUGCCACCACUAGGAGGGCGACAUUGCCCUGCUGGAGAAAGAAUUAUGGGUGUGCGUAUAUAUAUAUAUGGUCUUCCAUGCCAGCUGAGAGCGUGAUUCCCUGUUCGGCCAACAGGUGGUGACAUUGGGAAAAGUUCUGAUCUAUGCCAGCUUCCUUUUCAGCAAUAAGGGUGCGACGCCUUUUCCCACUAGCGGAGGGCGACAUUGGGAAAAACUGUUAGAAAAUCCCCUUCCGUUGCACAAUGGACGAUACGCUUUUCAACCGCUGGGUCGCAUCGGGGAAGGAUGUUCCAGGCGAGACCUUCCAUUUGCAAUAAUAAAAAAAAAAGGGGGUAUCCUGCCCUCUUCCAGCGGAGGAUGGAGACAUCGGGACAUUGCCCCCUGGCGUGAGACCACCGAGUGGUGACACGGUCAUGUUGGGAGAGGCUAUUACAUACGCCACUUUCCCUUGCAAUAAAAAGACAGCGUGUUCCUCUUUCCCACCAGCAGGUGGUGACGUUGUCACACUGGGGGGGGAAGAUGGGUCUAUCUGCCGCCAUCUAGUUGAUACCCUUUCUCCCCACUAGGGGACAACACUGUUGCAUCAGGAGAGAAUGUUCUAGACGUCACCUUCUCUGGCGUCAUACCUUCUUCGACCACUAGGGGGGUGACAUUUCACAAAGGGGGAAAAAAGAGAGCCAGCCAUUCCGGAUUUCUUCCCCGUUUCGAUGGAAAUGAGACACCAAUCCGGGAGGGGAGGGAAAGUGAGGGGCAACCAGAAACUCCGCCCCCUUUUCCCACCAGCCCCUCCCACUCUAACAUGCCAAAUACUGUAGGAUGUAGCCCUGCAACAACAGGAGACAAAGCCAGUCACGAGGAAUCUGG
Messenger RNA from Malaclemys terrapin pileata, 1864 nucleotides. It is a transcript of the gene FGF11, whose product is annotated as fibroblast growth factor 11. Gene Ontology annotation, cellular component: cytoplasm. Bases 129 to 851 code for a protein of 240 amino acids. The transcript has 5 exons. The record is from RefSeq and is a predicted model, not a curated record. NCBI's taxonomy places the organism in Eukaryota, Metazoa, Chordata, Testudines, Emydidae. Gene Ontology annotation, molecular function: fibroblast growth factor receptor binding; growth factor activity. Gene Ontology annotation, biological process: positive regulation of protein phosphorylation; fibroblast growth factor receptor signaling pathway; cell differentiation.